Messenger RNA from Aplysia californica (California sea hare), 582 nucleotides. Its product is annotated as pathogenesis-related protein PR-1 type-like. The record is from RefSeq and is a predicted model, not a curated record. The transcript is spliced from 3 exons. The coding region runs from base 1 to 582 and encodes 193 amino acids. Lineage: Eukaryota; Metazoa; Mollusca; Gastropoda; Aplysiida; Aplysiidae.
AUGAAGAUUAUCGGUGCUGUCAGCAACUCGAAAUGGGGCUGGGGUAAGGAGUCGCUCAAGAAAAUGCUUCGUCUGCUCCUGGCUCUGCAGGUUUUCGUGACCUUGACCUCCACCGAGUUGACCUUGAGUGAGGAGGCAUCCAGCACCUUCCUGCGAGAGCACAACCGGCUCCGAGCAGACGCUGUCCCCAUGUCACCCCUCCAGUGGUCAGAAGGCCUGGCCCAUUACGCCGCCUCACGCGCCAACCUGUGUAUCUACCAACACGACCCGGCCCGGAGAUACGGCGAGAACCUCUACCGAACCUCCCGGACCGUCGAUGACGUCACAGGCGCUGGGGCCGCCUCUGAAGCCUGGGGGGCGGAGCUCCAUGACGUAGACUCGCAAUGGGCAUGCGCGUACGGUCGGACGUCCAGAACGUGUGGUCACUACUCCCAGCAGGUGUGGCGGACCACGAGUCACGUGGGCUGUGCUGUCCGGCGUUGUGCAGGGGGCACGCUGGUGGUCUGUGAGUACAGCCCGCGUGGAAACGUCAUGGGCUAUGACCGCACCACAGGACGCCUGGUCUUUACACCGCCCUACUAG